This is a messenger RNA of Patella vulgata (common limpet), 3137 nucleotides long. Its product is annotated as tripartite motif-containing protein 59. NCBI's taxonomy places the organism in Eukaryota, Metazoa, Mollusca, Gastropoda, Patellidae. Gene Ontology annotation, cellular component: nucleoplasm; chromatin. Bases 376 to 1587 code for a protein of 403 amino acids. Gene Ontology annotation, biological process: positive regulation of DNA-templated transcription. Gene Ontology annotation, molecular function: zinc ion binding; ubiquitin-protein transferase activity. The record is from RefSeq and is a predicted model, not a curated record. The transcript has a single exon.
AACAGGUUUAUCACAUGCCGUGAAUAUAUUGUAUUACUGGCUGCAUUAUUGUCAUAAUUUAAACGACCAAGUAACACGCGAGUCAGUCAGAUCAUGGUUUAGAAAGGGUUGAAUAACACGCCAGCUCUGUUUUAUUGUAUAGCAUAACGUGGAGAUGAACUGGUUUAUCAGAUAUCGUGUAAACAGUAUCAAUCAAUAUAAUCAUAUCAUGGAUUAGACAGGGAUGUUAUAACACUACAGCUCUGUUAUAUUAUAUAGGGUUUAGACAGGGUUGUUAUAACACCACAGCUCUGUUAUAUUAUAUAGGGUUUAGACAGGGUUGUAAUAACACUACCGCUCUGGUAUAUGGUAUAGUAUAGUAUAACGUGAACCAAGAUGGCCACUAAAAAUACAUGUUCUAUUUGUUUAAAUAACUUUACUAAACCUAAAUUACUGCCAUGUCAUCACACUUUCUGUCAACAAUGUAUAGAUGAUCUUAUUAAGGCUCAUGCUCAUUUCAACAAGUUUAACUGUCCAACAUGCCGGCAACAAACUGAGGUACCAUCAAGUGGUGCCAGUCAGUUUGUCACCAACUUUUAUCUAGAAGACGAUGAUGAUGAUAGACAGUAUUGUAUAAAACACAAGAAGAAAGAAAUACAAGUUUACUGUCGAGAUUGUCGUAAACCAUGUUGUUCUGUGUGUGUUAUAGUGGAUCAUACAGGGCAUGUAUUGGCGGAUAUAGAUGACGUAGACCAGGAAAUGAGAGAAAUUGUCAUGAAACUGAAAACUGAAUCAGAAAAGAAAAUAAAACAGUUACAGAAACAUUCUGACUUUCUGAAGACCAAAAUAUCUGACAUGAACAACUCGUGUAAGACAGCUUGUGAUAAAGUUCAGAAACAAAUAGACAAUAUUUGUGAAAAAGUCAGGAAAAUUGGAGGAACAAUUAAAGAUGACAUCAAUAAAAUUGGUGAAGAUGAAAACAAAAAACUCACCAAACUAGUAGAAGAUGAUAACAAGAUGACAUCUACAAUGAAAGAAUGGUGUGAAUAUUCUGAUCGUAUAUUACAACAAAGAUCUAUAAUUACCGCUGUAGAUAGACAUGGAUUAACAGAUGUUCAAACCAAAACAGAUCAAAAGAUAUCAACAAAUUUACAUGAAUCUGUAGUCAGACAUCCAUAUUAUUCUAUGGUGGAGGUAGAUUGUUUAAAACGACUACUUGGUGAAGUACAAGUACAAACAUUUACCUGUAGUUUUAGUUUGAACCAGCUGCGGAUAAGUAGGCGGUGCUAUAGUGGUGUUGCAAUAAUACAAGGAUUAUCAUGGCGUGUAAGUGUUUUAAAUGAUUCAUCAUUAUUAUAUAUUGGUCUGACAUGGAACGAAGCAGAAGAUAAAACUAUUAAAACUAUUACAGGUAGUUAUACAGUAAACCUGUUAAAUAUCAAUGAUGAGAGUAAAUCACUAGUUAAACAAGAUACAGGUACACGUAUACCUGAUGAUGUAUACGCUGGUGUAUUUAUAGAAUGGGGUAAAAAGAAUGGUUAUAUUGAUGACAACAUGACGUUUACUGUACAAGUUACUGUACACAUCACUGAUAAAGAACGAUAUUGAAGACAUAUAAUAAACAAUAACAGUUAUAUAGUAAACAUUACUACGUCAUAAACAAUAUGUUACAUGUUAUUGUAAAUGUAACUUACAACUGAUCCGUACGUAGUUUGAGGUGUUUGUGUUUAUUGUGUCAUGUGUGCAAAUUUUAUUUUGUGGCAACAUUAUGUGGGCAGGAUAUUUGUACAAAUGCCCUGUGUUUACAUGCGGAAUUGUUUAUGUGCACGAUUCGGGUAUAUUUGGUCCAAAAUGUGUUUCGGCGAUUAGGAGGGAACAAUGCGUAUAACUAUAAGUGUCGUGUACACGGUGAGUUAUACUUAGACUUUCUAGAACAUUUAAUAUCACUUCUUAUUAAGUUAAAUAAGUAAAAUAUGCAUUAUACAAUAUCUUUAUCUGCCUAUUGUGGAUCUUUUGUUGGCUACAAACGUUAUAUAAAAUAUUAAUUAGGUAUAUAUAAUCAUAAAUAUUAAUUAGGCAUAUAUAAACAUGCCACGCCCAUAAUGAACUCUCUAGAUCAUCGGUUGGCCUUGACAUUGAAUGACUUGGAACAAUCACCCAAUUUAAUAACUUUACGUUUAUAUUAAUAUGGUUAAUCAAGACUUUGUUUAUUAUCGUAGUAACGGUACAUGACAAACGAGACUAUUAAAAGGUCCGUAGUACUGUUUUCAGGGGGUUGUAGCUUAUUCCAACACUAACGACGAGAACUCAGAUCAAUAAUUAAAAUUGUACUUUUAAUAAACGAGUGUAUAAAACUGGCUAACGGUAACAAUAACGAGAUAGGUAGGGAGAGCAGGACACCUGUCCAAUGUUACAGAAGAAUAUAGAACACGUAAACAUAUGAAAUGAGAUGGGGUUUAACGUCCUACUAUUCUGCUCCGACUGGGCUAAUGAAGACCGGCUUACGACAUACAGUGUGCUAUGUGGGAAAUUUUGCCCAAACAGCGGAAUUACAGCUUACUCUUAUAUAGAAUUCCAACUGCCAAGGGAUUUUUUACGUGCACGCCAAUGUGUACGCGGGACCUCGGUUUUUAGUCUCAUCCGAACGACCAGGCAGCUGUCCUUGUCAGGCCCUCUGACUUGAACAUCUGACAAUGGGAAACCACGCGAGAAAAUGAACAUAUAAACAAGUUUAGGAUUAAAAUGAUUUUAAUUGAUAAAAUGUUAAAUUGCACGUAAGAAACAGAUGUAUAAACAUAGGAAAUGAUAUGGACAUAGUAAGAGGUAGAAAGCGUGUUAACUACAAUUACGUAAUAUGUAUGGUUACAUUAAGUAUAAACUCAAACAGACUUUAUAUCAAUUUGAACGUUGAUCAAUUUCUAUGACUAAAAUUAAAUAUUAAUAUAUUACAUACAAAGAUACAUUAUAACAAAACCUUCAAACACUCAUAACUUCACUCAGAAUUAAGUAAUUUGACGGAAAUUUUCAAUAUAUUCAUGUUUCUAUUACCAAUGUUUGAACUAUUAUAGCAGAGUAAAUUGGUAGAUCUACUCCAUUAUUGUAGAAUUGUUCAUAUUAAUUGUUUUUAUUUUAUAUUCAUAAAUGUUUUAAUUUCAUUA